This is a messenger RNA of Moneuplotes crassus, 1748 nucleotides long. Lineage: Eukaryota; Ciliophora; Spirotrichea; Euplotida; Euplotidae. The record is from the annotation of a GenBank genome assembly.
AUAUAGUGAUUAAGGAGUCGGAUAAGAUGGAGGAUUCUCCAAAAUUAUUGGAUACUCCAUCACUUCCGUCGGAGAGAUUCAUUGGAGAUUCAUAUACAAGCGAAGUUUCAAACCUAGUCCAGUCAGAUGAGAUGUAUUCUCCUCUUGUUGACUCUGAGUAUGGGAGAUCAAGUAUUAAUGAAGGUAGCCCAAAGCCUCAUAAGGAAACUGAUAAUUUCAUGGGAUUUCAGAGCUUUGGCUCCAAAACAUCUCCUAAAAUUGGGGGACUAAACGAUCCAAAAAUGAGAACAAUUCAGAGUAUCAACCCAGAUAGCAAAUUUCUUAAUGAUUCUGGCCUUAUAAAAACUACUAGAGACGAGCAGGUGAACAACCAAAUCAAUACCUGAGUUGAAGAAUUUAUGAAUGAAGCCAAAUCUAUUGAGAAGGACCUUGCUAAACUUCGUCAGCUGUCUAUCGAGAAGAACCGGAAUAAUCCUGAUUUUUCUGGUAGAGCAAGUCCUAAUUUUUACCAAAAGAUCCCUCCAAGAGUUGGUGAUUUGCAAAAUCAAUAUUCAGGGAGAUAUAAUAACAGAAAUGGAACUACCAAGGGAAGUAGAAGUGUUGAGAAUUCGUUGGAAAGAGAUACCCUAGCAAGACACUUUAAUAUGCCAUACCAGGAGCUUGAUCAAGUUGGUGCUACUAUGGUCCAACACUCUCCACCAAAUCAGAGAUUUAUGACUUAUACUGAGCAAAAGCCAAUGAUGACGCCCAAGAACAUGCCUUCAGAUAUGCAAUUUAUGGGAAUGAAUAAUACUUUACCAGGCUCUCAGAUGAAUUCAAUUCCUUUACUUCCUAGAAAACUGAAUUAUAUUUCAGAGAAACACUUGGCCACUCACUUUGGAAGUGAUCAUGAUAUGCUUCCUGGAAGUUUGGAGAAUUACUCAACUCCAAGAGUCGAGAAAUGCUAUAAUUGACAAUCAAAGAACCAGAUAAUAGAUCAAUUACAAGCUGAAAUUCAUCAAAAGAACAUCUUACUGGAAUCAUUAAGUAAAUCUAUUGAGUCCUUGAGUAUGUCUAAAGGUAAGCGUCAGCUCAGAUCUCCCUUAAUCCUAAAAGGUCCUUCCUUUACCUCAAAGACAACUAAGGUCGGUUCAAACGAGCUCAAGAAAAAGUACGAGUAUGCUAAGAUCCAAAUCAGAGAAUUAGAGAAGAAAUUUAGCAAAUAAUGAAGAAAUUAUGCAAAAAUAUCGUGAGAUUAAGAAGCAGAUUAAAGAGGAGUUAACUGAGGUCAUUAAAAAGCAUAACCAGUCCCAAACAGAUUGUAGAGAGAUGAAGAAAUUGAUCGAUCUUCAGGAAGCUGAGAUAGAUAGCUUGAAAGAAACUUUAAAUUCUGUGAAUUUUGUGCAUAAAUCUACUGCUAAGCCUUUAGAAGAGACUACUCUAAAUAGCUCUGAGACUAAGAAAAGCUCUAGAACAAAUUAUUACAAGAAUAUAUUGCAUGAAAUCUUGAAAAUUUGUGGUAUGUAUAUGAAGGGAGAAGGCUCCAUUGAAAAACUUCCUGUUACCAUUGAUAUGCUAUUCCAGAAGAACAAGAAAACUUAUGACCACCUUAAAUUUAUUACUUGCACCCUUGAAAUGGAUUGCAGGAAACAUUCUGUAGAUGAAAUCGCAGGCUAUAUAGUCAAGCUCAAGAAUGAGCAUGAGAAAAUGAGAGACAAGAUAAAGCAUAUUAAGCGAUUUAGCUUUACUUAAUGACUACUUUAAAAGUA